AUUGAAGCCGUUGUGCUGUGCACAGCUGAGUGAUGAGUGCCAGGCAGUGAGAAAGACGCUCAGUGACGAGCAGCAACUUGAGAGAGGAAGACUGAAACUGAGGCUGCAUCGGUUGUAUUUGAUUUAAUAAAACAACACUUGCUGACUUACUUGGGAGAUAUCAAAGAUGGAUUUCCGUCACGAUUCCAAUUUUUCUCUGGAAUACAUCAACACAACAGCAUUAGCUGCAUGGACUCGUCUUACCAUCCCAAAAGGAGAGAAACAUCACCACCACAUCACAUUCGUAAGAAAUACAGAAAUAUAGCUGUGGACAGUCCCCCUCAUUGCAGCGCCAUCCUCCUUGUCAUCUUUGGCAUCAUCUUCCUUUUCGGCAUCCUGGGCAACUGUAUUGUGAUCUACACUAUCAUGAAGAAAACGAAGUGUCGCGCCAAGCAAACUGUUCCUGACGUCUUCAUCUUAAAUUUGUCCAUUGUGGAUGUCCUGUUCCUCCUCGGGAUGCCUUUCCUAAUCCACCAGUUGCUAGGCAACGGGACAUGGCGCUUUGGAGCCGCAAUGUGCACAGUCAUUACUGCGCUGGACUCCAACAGUCAGAUUGUGAGCACUUACAUUCUCACGGCCAUGACCCUCGAUCGUUACAUCGCCACGGUCCAUCCCAUCCGCUUCAACUACAUCCGGACGCCUUUUGUGGCCUCGCUGGUCAUCGUCUUUGUCUGGGCUCUGUCCUUGAUCACCAUCAUCCCCGUGUGGUUGUACGCCGACCUGAUGCGUCUACCUGACGGCCUGGUGGCCUGCGCCCUGCUUCUGCCCGACCCAGUCACCGACACAUACUGGUUCACGCUGUACCAGUUUUUCCUGGCCUUUGCUAUCCCUCUGGCUAUCAUCUGCAGAGUGUUCUUCAAGAUCCUGCAGCACAUGUCUACCAGCGUGGCCCCACUUCCUCAGAGGAGUCUGAGGGUACGCACCAGGAAGGUGACCCGUAUGGCGGUCGCCAUCUGCUUGGCCUUUUUCAUCUGCUGGGCUCCCUACUAUAUCCUCCAGCUGAUCCACCUGGGCGUGCAGAACCCGAGCCUGGCCUUCUCCUAUGCCUACAACAUAGCCAUCAGCAUGGGCUACGCUAACAGCUGCAUUAACCCCUUUCUCUACAUUGUCCUGAGUGAAACCUUCAAGAGGCAGUUCCUCAGAGCCGUACGUCCGGCCAGCAUGAAGUUUAAUGUCAACUCUAGCACUGCAGAGGGGGGCAGCGUGAGUAUGAGGAUGGUGCCAGGGGGGGCUCACAUGGAGCCAGCCUCCAGGGAGAUGUUACCGUCCAAUGUCCCCACACAGUGAAUAAUCACCCAAUGAGCAAUAGGGGGUGGGAAUUGUGAAUGAACAUUAUUAUUACAAGAUAUUGCCAAGGGUAAUAUCAUAUACCUGUCACGCUUUGCUUGUCGCUCUGCUGCCGCCUAUCUGCCAUUUGUCCGCAGUGCACCUCAGCCGGCGUGGGCGGAGAUGCCGGAGCGCACCUGUGGGCAAUCAUCAAUCUGGAUUCCUCCUAAGCAAGGCAGCAGCUACUCACCUUUGUCAGAUUGUACCCUCCUGUUACCUGCUACCGCUCAGUCCGGCUCCUGUUCCCCUUAACCUGCUUUCUGGCUCCCUUGUUUGCUUGCAUUACCUGCUCUGUAUAGUUAGUCAUCUGUCUGGUUUGCCUGCAGUGUUUUCUGUUACAUUUUCUAGUUUUUUCCCUAACAGCCUUAUGCUGUUAGUGUUUUCUUGUUAGUUACCUUCUAGUGGAUUUUCCUUUGUUUGUACUUUGCCUGUGUGGACACUUUUUGUUAUUAAACCUUAUUUUUGUAUUAGAAGUUGCUUUCGUCUUGCGUUGGGACCCUACUUUCCUUGCUGUGGCAUCCGCCCCUCCUGACAAUACCUGAAAUAAUCAGCAACAAUACAUCACGAUAUCAACAGUUGCACACAAAAUUCUAAUUUUUGCAAAGUUCAUAACGAAAGCAACAAAACAAUUGAACAGCUCACCACAACUAAAACAGCCUCAUUGUUUUUUUUCUACUCCUUUUAGGGCAGGGGUAUCCAAAUCUUUUCACCAAGGGCCGCAUACAGAAGAACAUUUUAGGUAUGGGUGGAUCGGGAGGCACUUUGAUACAUUCUCUG
This is a messenger RNA of Dunckerocampus dactyliophorus (ringed pipefish), 2142 nucleotides long. RefSeq names its product melanin-concentrating hormone receptor 1a (gene mchr1a). Bases 229 to 1326 code for a protein of 365 amino acids. Gene Ontology annotation, biological process: neuropeptide signaling pathway. Lineage: Eukaryota; Metazoa; Chordata; Actinopteri; Syngnathiformes; Syngnathidae. Gene Ontology annotation, cellular component: neuron projection; membrane. Gene Ontology annotation, molecular function: melanin-concentrating hormone receptor activity; neuropeptide binding. The record is from RefSeq and is a predicted model, not a curated record. The transcript is spliced from 4 exons.